UUCUUAGCGUCAUCUAGCGAUUGUAAUAUUAUCAUUUGCAGCGGAGCAAAUAACCAGUUUGCAAAACGUGAAGGUUCUCUGCAAAAUGGCUGCGUCUGUGAAAGCGGGAAAUUCAGUAAAAGAAUUAUUCGAUAGCAUGGAAUAUGGACCUGCACCAGAGGCUGAUAAUGUUGCUAAGGCAUGGUUGAAGCAGCGUGACAACGAUCUUGGGCAUUUUAUCAAUGGUGAAUGGUAUAAACCAGAGGGAAGAAAAGUAUAUGAUACAUGUUGUCCAGCUACCGGAGAGAAACUUGCGUCAACUAUCCAGGGUGCUCAAGAAGAUGUGGACUAUGCAGUUGGCUGUGCAAGAGAAGCUUUCAAAUCAUGGAGUCAGCUAGAACCCCACGUCAGAGCAAGGCAUUUGUAUGCAAUUGCAAGAAAUGUACAGAAACACCAUCGUUUGAUAGCAGUGAUGGAAUCGUUAGAUAACGGCAAAUCAAUCAGAGAAACAAGAGAUUGCGACAUUCCACUUGUUGCAAGGCAUUUCUAUCAUCAUGCAGGAUGGGCUCAACUGAUGGACACUGAAAUGAGGGGAUGGAAGUCUGUGGGUGUUAUAGGGGCAAUUGUUCCUUGGAACUUUCCACUGAUGUUGCUCACAUGGAAGGUUUGCCCAGCACUUGCAAUGGGAAACACUGUUGUACUGAAGCCAGCUACGUUCACAAGAUUGUCUGCUUUAUUAUUGGCAGAGAUUUGCCAUGAAGCUGGACUACCUCCUGGUGUCUUCAAUGUUGUGACUGGUAAUGGUGCAUUUGGAUCAAUGUUGGCAACUCAUGAUGAUGUUGAUAAAGUUGCUUUCACUGGAUCAACAGGGGUCGGGCAAACGCUACGUCGUCUCACUGCAGGUUCUGGUAAAAAACUCUCACUGGAGCUUGGUGGUAAAUCACCUGUGAUUGUGUUUGACACUGCUGACUUAGACAGCACUGUGGAAGGUGUUGUGGACGCUGUAUGGUUUAACCAAGGACAAGUUUGCAGUGCAGGAUCUCGUCUUCUUAUUCAAGAAAAUAUUUAUGAUGAAUUAAUAUCAAGAAUAAAAGAACGUUUGACUCAUUUCAGGAUCGGACAUUCACUGGAUAAGGCCAUUGAUAUGGGAGCAAUAGUAAGUGAAGGACAACUGAAAACAAUCACAGAAUUUGUUGAAGAAGCAAGACAAGAAGGUGCAGAGAUAUAUCAAGCUCCAGUACCUGUACCAGAGAAAGGUUUAUUCUAUCCACCUACUCUCGUCACAAAUGUUCAAACUGUUUCUAAAAUUGUCAGAGAAGAGGUAUUUGGUCCAGUGUUGGUUGCAUUGCCAUUCAGAACAGCAAAAGAAGCUUGGUCGCUUGGUAACAACACAAACUAUGGUCUUGCAGCAAGUGUUUGGUCUGAUAACUUACCAACAGCUUUGGAAGUUGCAAUUACGCUUAAAGCAGGAGCUGUGUGGGUCAAUUCCCACAAUCUCUUUGAUGCAGCUGCUGGUUUUGGUGGAUACAAGGAGAGUGGAUUUGGAAGGGACGGAGGGAAGGAAGGAUUGUUCGAAUAUGUUAAACCUGAAUGGGAAAAGAAACCUGUGCUGGGAAAAGUUGAGGUUGAUAUGAAGAAAUUUGGUUCGACUUUUGGUGAGUCAUUGAUGCCGGUGCCAGGACAAGGACAGACGGCAAUCACCAGCAUUCAAGAGAAUGGAAUCACCAGACCUUCAGUGGAUCAUACCUACAAAGUAUAUUAUGGAGGAGCUCAGAAACGACCUGAUGGAUGCUAUUCAAGACCUGUGUAUGCACAUUCCGAUGAUGAAAAGAUCAAUCCAAAGACUUCGAAAAUUCUUGCAUAUGUCUCUGAUUCAAACCGCAAAGACGUGAGAAAUGCAGUCGAAGCAGCUCAUAAAGCUGCCCCUGGAUGGGGUAAGAGAGCUGCACAUAACAGAGCCCAGAUUGUCUACUACAUGGCAGAAAACUUGGAAUUGAGGAGAAAAGAGGUUGCUUCAAGGCUUUCACUUUUAACAGGUCAAUCGUUGGACAGUUGUUAUAAAGAAGUUGACUUAUCAAUUCAGAGAUUAUUUUAUUGGGGAGCUUAUGCUGAUAAAUAUGGAGGAAAUGUGCAGGAAACAACACUCUAUGGUUGCACUGUGUUGAUAAGGGAGCCAGUAGGUGUGAUCGGUAUUGCUUGUCCUGAUGAAAAUCCACUUCUUUCGUUCGUAUCAUUGUUUGCUCCUGCAGUUAUUCGUGCCAAUUGUGUCGUUAUUAUUCCAAGUGAGAAAUACCCCAUUCCUGCCCUGGACUUCUAUCAGGUGUUUGACACAUCCGAUCUUCCAGGUGGAGUUGUAAACAUCCUUAGUGGAAGUCGAGAUCAUGUGACUAAAUAUCUUGCAGAACACCAGGAUAUCAACGCUAUGUGGUAUUUCGGAUCCGCUAAGGGAUCGAAAUUUGUUGAAUACACCUCAGCAGAGAAUGUCAAACGUACUUGGGUGAAUUACGGUGUUCCAAGAGAUUGGACAGAUCCUGCGCAAGGCCAAGGAGAAGAAUUCCUUUAUCACUCCACUCAGUGUAAAAAUAUUUGGCUUCCUAUGGGAGUUACCUUCGCUAACUAAGAUUAUACGUAUUCCUUGUUCUUAUGCUUCGAUCAACCUCAAUUGUAAUUUCUUAAAAUAUAAAUUGCUCCAGCUAGCAUUAGUUUGCUUAAAAAUGCCUUGAUUUAAAUGAUUGAAUGGUCCGCUCAUAAUUCACCACUCACUGUUAUUGUAUGGUACAGUGUACUAUACCACAAUUGAAAUUUCAUAAUUUUACACUGGAAAAGGCUUUAUGUAAGAAUUCAGUAAAGUAUCACCAAGUAUGUAAUUAUUGCCCUAAAAUACUAACAAUCCUAAAAUUGUGAUUGUGUAAAUGUCUCUAAUCUAUUCUUCAGUUGUUUGUUUAGGCAUCUUUUAUUCGAAGCUAGAUUUUCAAAUGGAGAAUUUUGAGUUUUCUCGCCACAGCAUGUGCUAUUAAUAAUUUGUACAUAAAGUUCCAGCAGUACGAUUUAUCUUCUCAUCUAUUGUAAACAGCUAGUAAUUUAUCAAUACAAAGUGUCGCAUAACACUUAUUACACACAAUGAAAUGUUGACAAUUGAUACAAAUCGUAUCCUAAUUUUAGACUUCAGGUCAAUUUGUCAUAGCAAGCCAGGUUUUAUUUUUUCUCCCUGAAAAUUAGCAAAGAUGAAAUUAAAACAACGGAAUCUAACAGGGAAGGGAAAUAGUAUGGAAUAAGUUGUGACACCGAAGUGUGGUUAUACUGGGGACGGAAGACUGGACAGAUACAUAUAUAUACUUUCCUGUCUUGAUUUGGCGAGCUUAUUUAUCAUACGUCAACUAAAAUUCCAUACUGGUUCGCUUUACUUUUGGACUGGUUUUAACUAUAAAAUUACUGUCUUGGAUCAGUGGUUCAUGUUUAAUAAUCUGGUAGUGUGCUAAAGUUUCAUUUUGAGCCCUCAGUCACUAAAAUGCUUCUACUUUGCAAGGUUAACUCAAGUUUUUGAAAAUUUUGCUCCACCAUUAUCAUGUGAAUUUAUUUGCCAAUUUUAGUUAUAUGCUAUGUAAUUUGAUGGUGCAAUUUUGUCGGUUUUUGUGAAUACACAUUGUAUAGAAUGCG
This is a messenger RNA of Styela clava, 3636 nucleotides long. RefSeq names its product aldehyde dehydrogenase family 16 member A1-like. NCBI's taxonomy places the organism in Eukaryota, Metazoa, Chordata, Ascidiacea, Stolidobranchia, Styelidae. Gene Ontology annotation, molecular function: oxidoreductase activity, acting on the aldehyde or oxo group of donors, NAD or NADP as acceptor. The record is from RefSeq and is a predicted model, not a curated record.